ACUAGCAAACACACUCCUAAUUUGUUUUUUUCCCACCCGGUGCUUUGACCAGGCAUUUACGUUGGGAUCCAUUAGAGGUCCUUCGGAAACCCCCAGGAAGAACAAGAUGACCGUUCACAACUUGUACAUUUUCGAUCGGAAUGGCACAUGCCUUCACUAUAGUGAAUGGAACAGGAAAAAGCAGGCGGGUAUCUCAAAAGAGGAGGAGUUUAAACUGAUGUAUGGGAUGACGUUCUCCAUCCGGUCUUUUGUCAGCAAAAUGUCUCCACUGGAUAUGAAAGACGGCUUCAUCUCCUUCCAGACGAGCCGCUAUAAGCUGCACUACUACGAGACGCCCACCGGCAUCAAGAUCAUCAUGAACACAGACCUGGGGGUGCCCAACUGCAGAGACAUCCUGCACCAGAUCUACAGCACGCUGUAUGUGGAGUACAUUGUGAAGAACCCGCUGUGUGUGCUGGGGGACACCCUUCAGAGUGAGCUCUUCAACUCGCGCCUCGACUCAUUCAUACGAGCACUGCCCUUCUUCAGCGCCCGUGCCGCUUAAAACAAGUGUGAGUGAGUGAGUGAGAGAGAGAGAGAGAGAGAAUGAAUUAGUAUACACUGUGUGUGUGUGUGUGUGUGUGUGUGUGUGUGUGUGUGUGUGUGUGUGUGUGUGUGUGUGUGUGUGUGUGUGUGUGUGUGUGUGUGUGUGUGUGUGUGUGACUAAUUAUACCCAUGUGAACGUGUGGAUAUUUUUCUGUUGUUUGUGUUUUGAACGCUGUCUUGACAACCAUUCUGUUGGACAUGUACAAGAUGAGCUGGCUGUGUCUGACUAUGACUCAUGACUGAUCCCAGGUCAGCUGCAAAACAGUACGUGACCAGACAGACAGCAACACACUGCAGCAGUCAUCUAAAGUAAAGUUAACAUGAAGCGAUAGUGUAAAAAUACACACAUGGUGUCCACACAGGCCACAGCACAGCAACCAUCUGCUGGACGCCUCUUCCAACAUUUGUCAAUGUACUGUAUACAUUCCUCAUCACUUUUAUCAGUGGCAUACUUCUACUAUGGCUAAUGUAGUAUAACAUUACUGUGAUAGUUUUGUUCUUCAUAAUGCACAGAGAUACUGCACAGAGAAACCCGCUCUUGUCAAUGGUUAAGUCCUGUUUGUCGUCUUUGUGAAUGGACAGGAUUGUCAACUGGUGUAGGACUUGUAAUUUACAUUUAAUUAAAUCUGGCAAAUACUUUGUACAUCGUUCAUAACACAAUACAUUGGUAGAUGUUGGUCCAUGGUUUACAAAAAGUGGGAGAUGGGGACACGUGGCAAAACAAUGCAUGUUUGCUUUUGUUUGUUUGUUUUUUUUCAUUGUGGUGUCUUUUUAUUUAAGCUUUUGUUUUGAGAAGCAGAAGAACAGCAGAUUCACUGAACAUGAACUGAGCUUGACAUUAAAGGUUAUAGAUAUCGAAGACGAAA
This is a messenger RNA of Engraulis encrasicolus (European anchovy), 1451 nucleotides long. RefSeq names its product trafficking protein particle complex subunit 1 (gene trappc1). NCBI's taxonomy places the organism in Eukaryota, Metazoa, Chordata, Actinopteri, Clupeiformes, Engraulidae. Gene Ontology annotation, cellular component: TRAPP complex. Gene Ontology annotation, biological process: endoplasmic reticulum to Golgi vesicle-mediated transport. The record is from RefSeq and is a predicted model, not a curated record. The transcript is spliced from 5 exons. Bases 107 to 544 code for a protein of 145 amino acids.